CUCUCAUCUUUACUCUUUCUCUUUCUCUACUCACUCUCUUUCAACUCGCAGCUCGACUCUUGUGCCAAGCCUCCCCUUCCCACCGGCUCCUCACCCUCCCCCCUCCCCCCCCCCCCCCCCCCCCCCCCUCUCCUCGGCUCAUCCCUCUGCCGACCCCACCUGACCAGCCUUACCGGCGCCAAGACUCGGUGACGAACGCUUCUCCACUCUCAACAUCCUCUCUAUUCUGUUUGCCACCGUCGCCCCGAUCGUCAUGCGGACGGCCAUCUCCCUCCUGGCCGCCGCAGCAAGCGCUGCUGCCUAUACCUUCAACACCACUACACCAACACAGUGCGAAGACUGGACGAUCACAUGACGGUUACAAUCACCUAUGGCCGAAUUCAAAACAUCACCCUGCCUGCUUCUGGGAGCCCCCCCUACUCGCACACCUUCAAGCUUGAGCAGCCAACAGGCCUCGAGUUUGCUGUAGUCCUCUCGGAUGCGACGGGCUGGGGGGCAGGUGGCGUGAGCGACAUUCAGCGCGUCCAAAUCUCUCAAGACACCAGUUGCCUCAGCACCCUGGCUCUUGCCGACUUCUACUUUUGGACCGAGCCUGUCGACCUCCCCCGCCAAUGUAGCUCGAUGCGUGUGGCGUGGAACACCGAGAACAUCACUUAUCCGUUGGGACUGCACGGCUUUGUGCCAGGGGGCAGUACAUGGGACAUUGCUGUGCCGCAGAACCCUAACCAGGUCUCGACCAACUGGACUGUGAAUAUUGAUUCGGGCACACGGUUCAUCCUAUUGAUGACCGACGCUGGGCGGUAUGGAACUGGCGGCAGCUCACCACCCAUCACUGUCCAGUUCAGUGGCAAUGACACAUGCAUGGGACCCGACAGCCCGCGCUCGACCAUUAAUCCGUCACCCACCGCUUCCUCCUCGCCAUCGUCCUCGCCUUCGCAAAGCGGCGCCGGUAGCGGUGGUGGUGGUGGCACGAAUGUCGGCGCUAUUGCGGGUGGAGUUGUCGGUGGCAUUGUUGCCCUCGCGAUCAUUGCUGCGGCAAUCUGGCUGUUCUGCCGCCGACGCAAGCGUAGCAGGUCCGACAAUGGAGCAAUGGUAAGCUCUUCGCGAAGACGGUCGGAGGAGACGCGGAAUCGCUUGCUCGGUCGCCUAACACAACAGCGCACAAGCGGGCACGAACGUAGUGGCCGCCGCCCGCACUCGGGCUUUGAGAUUGAUGUCUUCGAAGGGCGCCACCCGGAUGAGGCUAGAUCCGAGGUCGACCACGGCGAGAACGACCCGCACAUGACGCCGUACACUUACGACACCCCACCCACACGCGACAGCAUGCUCUCGACGGAGAGCGGCGGGUCGCGCCCCGCCCCUCCGCUCGGACCAGGCACGGCGGCUGGCCGGCCCGGCCAGUUCGGCGAGAAGGAGAUGCUGGCUCUCAGCCGUGCGGGGAGCACGGCGCCAGGUUCCACAACUAUGAGCGAGACUAGCCGAGGCGGUCGCCGCUUCGAGGACCUCCAGACUGUCUCAGAGCUCGCGAUUGACAGCGCCAACUCGGGCCGCCCAGUCGAUCGCGAGGCCCUCCUGGCCUUCCUCGACCCCCCUCCCACUUAUAAUCAGUUUGACUUGCACGCCUCCAACCCCGACGAGCCGGGCGACCGGACUUCGCGCGCCUCGGGCUCCACAGACCCCCGACCUCUCUCCACAAUCGAGCCUGGGCCAUCCCGUCCGCGCCGCUCCGAGGAGCCUGAACGCCCCAUUCGCCCCAGUGGACAGUAGACAAUGACUGAGACCAGUAGACCGGAUAAUUAGUGUAUACUACAUGCAUGGCCAACGCGACGAAAACGAUUGACGAACGAAAACAAGAGGGGUGCUCGUGUGGACGCGUUUCAACCUUGCUGCCGGCUAAGGUUGGCGGGGAUUCAGCACGAAUGGCGACACAAGCUGCUGUGAGCAGUGGUGUGGCCCAGCUCCAGAGCCUGAGAGGUGUCCAAUCGGCCGAGACGAUGACCGAGACGAUUGCAACAGGAUGUUACAGUAGUAGGAUACGAG
Messenger RNA from Cutaneotrichosporon oleaginosum, 2040 nucleotides. The record is from RefSeq and is a predicted model, not a curated record. NCBI's taxonomy places the organism in Eukaryota, Fungi, Basidiomycota, Tremellomycetes, Trichosporonales, Trichosporonaceae.